CGGCGGAUCGUGCCUCCAAAACUUGACGGACAUUAUUCUAUAAGGCGAGUGGGCCUUGCCUUACUUCGGUUGGGCCUGCCCGUCAAUUUUUGGAAGCCUCGAUACAAUUCGAGGCUCUACCCACUAACCCAUCUCGAAUUACUUUAACCGGAUUAAACUGUUUUCACACACAAAGAAUUCAACCUGUACCCUAUAUAUGGUGCAUUUCAUGUAUCAAACAGAUUAAUCUGUAACCUGGCUUUGAACAAAAUAAUAAUAACGGAAUUAAUUCGGUUCGGACAUUAUCUUGAUUGAACCGGAAAUAGCCCACCGGUCUCGAUCGCUAACACUGUUCCUACUUAUUACUAAAAGAUAACUCCAAUUUUGAAGUUCUGAUCAGCCUUUCAUGGAUCUCACUUUCACCCACAGAUUCGUGAACGUCAACGGAAUCAACAUGCACUUCGCCGAGAAAACUCCCUCCGUCGCCUCCGACGGAGCAGCUCCACCUCCUCCGACGAUACUCUUCCUCCACGGAUUCCCGGAGCUCUGGUACACGUGGCGGCACCAGAUGACGGCUCUCUCUUCCCUAGGCUACCGCACGAUCGCUCCCGACCUGCGCGGAUACGGAGACACGGAGGCGCCGGAGAGAGCGGACGCGUACACGAGCCUCCACGUGGUCGGAGAUCUGAUCGGACUGAUCGACGCGGUGGUGGGAGGUGAUCGGGAGAGAGUGUUCGUGGUGGGGCACGAUUGGGGAGCGAUCAUCGCGUGGCAUCUCUGUCUACUCAGACCGGACAGGGUAAAGGCUCUGGUGAACAUGAGCGUGGUGUUCGAGCCUUGGAGCCUCAAGAGGAAACCGAUCCCAAUGUUUAAAUCGUUCUACGGAGAUGACUACUAUAUCUGCAGGUUUCAGGAGUAUGGGGAAAUAGAGGCGGAGUUCGCUAAAGUUGGCACGGAACGGGCGCUUAUGGAGUUUUUAACGUAUAGUGAUACUGGUCCUAUACUCUUACCUAAAGGGAAAAGCUGUGAUGAUUAUGAUGAUCCUGUUUCACUCCCCUCUUGGCUAACAGAGUAUGAUGUUAAGUAUUACGUUUCCAAGUACGAGAAGAGUGGCUUCACUGGACCUGUUAACUACUACCGAAACAUGGACCGCACGUGGGAGAUGAUGGGGACAUUCUCAAACGCUCAGGUGAAAGUUCCGGUUAAGUUUAUAAUCGGAGACCAAGAUUUGACGUAUCACAUUCCAGGGACCAAGAAGUACAUCCACGAUGGCCGGUUUAAGAGCCACGUACCGUUGUUAGACGAAGUUGUCGUAAUUAAAGGCGUUGGUCAUUUUCUCCAUGAGGAAAGGCCUGAGGAGAUAAGUAAACACAUCCACGACUAUUUCCGCACUUUUUAGACCCAAAUUGUAAUUUAGAUGCAUGACAUGUACCUGGAAGACACUUUAAGCCAAGGUUUAUUAUCCAAACCUGUUUAACACAUGCGGAUUGAACAUAACAAAAUAUCUUUUGCAAC
This is a messenger RNA of Raphanus sativus (radish), 1494 nucleotides long. RefSeq lists its product as uncharacterized. The transcript is spliced from 4 exons. Lineage: Eukaryota; Viridiplantae; Streptophyta; Magnoliopsida; Brassicales; Brassicaceae. Gene Ontology annotation, molecular function: hydrolase activity. The coding region runs from base 386 to 1378 and encodes 330 amino acids. The record is from RefSeq and is a predicted model, not a curated record.